AUGGAAAAAUAACAUUCUGUAAUUUUGACGAUAGGAGUCCUAUUAUCAUUAUUGUUUAGUUCAAAAUUCGAUAUGAGUGAAGGUACUGUUAAUAUUAAAUUAACAAUACAAACAAUCUUAUGGGUUUUGAUUUCCUUGAUUUUGGUUGUUAUUUAACACCUAUAUUCAAGAAGAAAGAUUCCUUCGCAGCCUUAAUAAGAAAUAAUUCAAGAACAAAUAAAAGAUAUAGAUUCGCCCAUGCGGCCAAGAAAGGUAGCUGCUUUAAUGGACGAACAACUUACAUUAAGCAAGGAAGAUUCUUGUGCUGGCAUGGGCGAAUCAUUAUAAUUAAAGACCAUUCAAAGUUAAUAAGAUUUUGAUGAAAUUUCUAUAACAUCUAGUCUAAGAAAAAGAUCAAAUUCCAUUGCAAGUGAAGGUUUGCAAAGGAAGGUCUCUUUCGAUGAGAGUUAGAACAAAAUUCACACUUAUAAAAAGAACAAUAAGUUGGAAAUUAGAAAUUUUGAAUCUAGCUUUUAGUCAAUAAAAUAAGAGAAAAAGAAGAAAAAUGAAUUAGUAAAAUAGAAGAGAAAGGAAGAAAAUUUCAAGAAGAUGAAUAUUAAUGAUAUCAACAAGAAAGGAAGAAAAAGAAAAUCUUCUUUGGAUGAGAAUUUAUCCUAAUCCUCAUAUUGA
Paramecium tetraurelia is the source of this 669-nucleotide messenger RNA. RefSeq lists its product as uncharacterized. Lineage: Eukaryota; Ciliophora; Oligohymenophorea; Peniculida; Parameciidae. The record is from RefSeq and is a predicted model, not a curated record. The transcript has 2 exons.